UGAUUUUACUUCCGCAACUCGUGCUAACUCACUCAUUUUAAAUAGCACAGCGUAAUUAGGGAAGUAAGAAGUGUAGCUGGAUGGGUUGAAGUAACCUAAACGCUGCAUGAAAAGGUACAUUCAUUUAAUGUUGCACUUAAACCGGACAGCCCGCUUCGUGUGAGGACUAAUCAUGUCUCGGCUCAGAUUUGGAAGUAUACUGCUGCUGCUGCUGUUUGGACACACACUUGGAGCACCUCGUUCAUUCAGCGUGGAUUACCAGAACGACUGCUUUCGGAAAGAUGGGCAAGAGUUUCGUUACAUAUCAGGAAGCAUCCAUUACAGCCGGAUCCCCAGAGUCUACUGGAAGGAUCGACUGCUCAAGAUGUACAUGGCAGGCCUGAAUGCCAUCCAGACGUACAUUCCCUGGAACUACCACGAGGAGUCUCCAGGCCGGUACAAUUUUGGUGGAGAUAGAGAUGUGGAAUAUUUCCUUAAGCUGGCCCAAGACAUUGGUUUACUGGUGAUCCUUCGGCCUGGACCCUACAUAUGUGCAGAGUGGGACAUGGGUGGGCUGCCUGCCUGGCUUCUCAACAAGAAAGACAUUGUGCUGCGGUCCUCAGAUUCAGACUACAUUGCAGCAGUAGAUAAGUGGAUGGGGAAGGUACUGCCGAUGAUGAAGCCUUACCUCUACCAGAACGGUGGUCCUAUCAUCUCUGUACAGGUGGAGAAUGAAUAUGGAAGUUAUUUUGCCUGUGACUACAACUACAUGCGCCAUCUGAGCAAACUGUUCAGGUCUCACCUGGGCAAGGAGGUGGUGCUUUUCACCACAGAUGGCGCCGGGAUCAAAUACCUCAAGUGUGGCUCAAUACAAGGUCUCUACGCCACUGUGGACUUUGGGGCAGGUGGAAAUGUAACUGCUGCCUUUGCUGCACAGAGACACGCUGAACCUCAUGGACCUUUGGUGAACUCUGAAUUUUACACUGGCUGGUUGGACCACUGGGGGACAGGUCACUCUGUCGUAUCAUCUGCCAAAGUGGCCAAGUCCCUCAAUGAGAUGCUGGCCAUGGGCGCAAACGUCAACCUGUACAUGUUCAUAGGAGGAACUAACUUUGGAUACUGGAAUGGUGCCAACACGCCAUACAGCUCACAGCCCACAAGCUACGACUACGACGCCCCCCUCACGGAAGCAGGCGACCUCACAGAGAAGUACUUUGCUAUUCGAGAGGUGAUUCAAAUGUACCAUAAGAUACCAGAGGGACCAAUACCACCCACAACUCCAAAGUAUGCAUAUGGGACUGUUGGAAUGAAAAAGCUCCAGACGAUAUCAGAUGCCUUAGAAACACUGUCUUUCUCUGGUCCCGUCAAAAGCAUGUAUCCUCAGACCUUCAUUGAACUGAACCAGGCCUUUGGUUAUGUGCUCUACAGGACUACACUGCCUGUCAACUGCAGCACACCAACUCCUCUGUCAUCUCCUCUGAACGGGGUCCAUGACAGAGCCUAUGUGUCAGUGGACGGGGUGGCUGUGGGGAUUUUUGAAAGGAACCAAGCCAUAUCUGUCAAAGUGACUGGGAAAGCCGGCAGUCAGGUGGACAUACUGGUGGAGAAUAUGGGCCGAAUAAACUACGGAAAAGACAUCAACGACCUAAAGGGCCUAGUGUCCAACUUGACUCUGGGGAAAGAUAUGCUAACCGGCUGGACCAUGUACAGCCUCAGUAUCGACGAGGCGGUAAGCCAGGGCAUUCUCGGUGAAACGAAACCAUCAGCCCCACCUCGGCCUGCUGCUCUCUCCCUUCCAGCCUUCUACAAGGGAAGCUUCAUCAUUCCUGGUGGCAUCCCAGCCCUCCCCCAGGACACCUACAUCCAACUGCCCAAAUGGAGGAAGGGUCAAGUUUGGAUUAAUGGCUUCAAUUUAGGACGUUACUGGCCAACCCGAGGCCCGCAGGUGACUCUUUUUGUUCCUGCCAACAUCCUCAGCACAGCCGCACCCAACAAUGUGACUGUUCUGGAGCUGGAAGAGGCUCCCUGCAGCUCAGGGCCAUGUAGUGUUGAGUUUACUGCCACGCCCAUCCUGAAUGCAACAGUCCAGUCAAACGACAAACAGCACCAGCAUAGGCAGGAUAUGAGACAGUGGGACCCUGUAAACUGACACAAGUAAAAGCCAAUGACUAAAUUUACCUGUACCUCAACAGCAUUUACAGCGCACAUACACACGAUUAAUGCCAACAGCACAUUAACUAAGACAUUCACCCCAUUUUAAAACCAAAGGCACAAAAUAAAAAUAAAAUCUAUGACCAGAAGACAGAACUUUUAAUGCUGUUGUUUUGCACUUGCUUUUUGGAGUACCUAUGAAGUCCUAUAGAUACACUGAAGGGAAUAAACAUUCACUUAAAAUAUAUUAUGAUGGCUUAUUUCUUAUGACAUCUUUAAAGUAAGUGUUAGGCUGUUCCUUUAGUUUUUCAGUAGGACUUUUUUGGGCUCGGUUAUUAACAUUAAUGACUGUGCCCGUCGGCUAUACAACAGGAAAUGCAAAGUUCAUAACAGUGACUUCACACAGCAGCUCUGGCUUAGGGGUUCCUGGGCCUGGUGGCCCAUUUGGUCAUCCACCCAUGGCACAGAAGACUCUUUACUAAAGAUGAUUUGUUGUGAUAAUAAUGCUGCACAACAUCAUUGUGAGAAUAAUGCUGCACAACGUCAAUCAAUUUGCACUACUCAAUUUGCUGAUGUAGAAACUCAAAUCAGCACUUGUGUGAGCUCGAUGUAUGCUUGAUUUUAAAAACUGUGAAUGAUGGUUAAUUUGGGACACAACACUGAUUGAAUGUGUCUUUUUAUAAAAAAGUGAAGAAUGGUGUUUUUAGCCAAAUAUUGUAUGUAACCAUCAUAUCAACUGUGGGCAUAUUUACCUAGGGAUUCUGCAUACGAUUUUUAUUCAAAGCCUUUUUUGUCUCUUCACAAAGGCAAUACUGCCAAUUAAAGCACUGCCAAAACAUCA
Molecule: messenger RNA, 2971 nt
Organism: Etheostoma cragini (Arkansas darter)
Lineage: Eukaryota; Metazoa; Chordata; Actinopteri; Perciformes; Percidae
Gene: glb1
Product: galactosidase, beta 1
Exons: 18
Coding region: 173-2128 (651 amino acids)
Biological process (GO): carbohydrate metabolic process
Cellular component (GO): vacuole
Molecular function (GO): beta-galactosidase activity
Source: RefSeq, a predicted model, not a curated record